Belonocnema kinseyi is the source of this 9259-nucleotide messenger RNA. RefSeq names its product histone-lysine N-methyltransferase, H3 lysine-79 specific (gene gpp). Gene Ontology annotation, cellular component: nucleus. The coding region runs from base 314 to 4372 and encodes 1352 amino acids. The transcript is spliced from 11 exons. Gene Ontology annotation, molecular function: histone H3K79 methyltransferase activity. Gene Ontology annotation, biological process: DNA damage checkpoint signaling; DNA repair; regulation of transcription regulatory region DNA binding. NCBI's taxonomy places the organism in Eukaryota, Metazoa, Arthropoda, Insecta, Hymenoptera, Cynipidae. The record is from RefSeq and is a predicted model, not a curated record.
CCAAAAAGAUCAACUUGCUCUGCAGUUUUCCCGUGAUUUUCCGUGAUUCUUUCCUCGUGUAAGGGGGUUUUGGCGAGCCCUCCCCAGUGCUCCCGAGCCCGAAAAGCGUUAGUGUCAGUGAGGUGGUGUUUUCCCGUAAGGUGGGAUUUCGUGAUAUUGGAUUGAUGUGCGGGAAAGUUUCACGGGCUGAGCGGGGGGGGUCCGCGAGCGUCGUCUACGUCUACGUCGUAUCCUAGUGCACCUGGGUCGUUACGUCACGUGCCCAAGCUUUUCUGCCUACCUGCAACAGAUUCGAGGAUUCAAGGAUUCCAGAAUGGAGCUGCGAUUGCAUUCCCCAGCCGGAGCGGAGCCCAUCGUCUACCAGUGGCCCCUCACCUCGGGAUCAGGAUCCGGCCGAGUUUAUCAGAAAAAAAAUACUCGUUCAUUUGAAAGUUUCGGUCGUCAAAAGGAUCGUCACGAUGGCGCCUUGGACGUGGUGGAGACGAUGCGAUGGGUUUGUGAAGACUUACCUGACCUAAAACUGCCGUUAGAAAAUAAUAUUCUUUGCAACUAUGACACUCGUGAUUACGAAAGUAUGAAGAGCUUGUGUGAUAGAUUUAAUAGGGCUAUUGACAGUUUAGUUCAAUUGGAAAAGGGUACCAGUUUACCUUCUCAGCGGUUAAAUAAAAGGCCCAGUAGGGGCUUGCUUCGUCACAUACUUCAGCAAACGUACAAUCAAGCUGUGCUCGAACCAGACAAAUUAAAUAAUUACGAGCCAUUUUCUCCCGAAGUCUACGGAGAAACGAGUUACGAGUUGGUUUGCCAGAUGAUCGACCAAAUCGACGUCACCGAAGACGAUGUUUUCGUCGAUCUUGGUUCCGGAGUCGGACAAGUCGUUCUCCAAAUGGCUGCGGCUACUUUUUGUAAAAUAUGCAUUGGUGUUGAGAGGGCUGAUGUGCCUUCAAAAUACGCUCAGAGCAUGGAAGCUAAUUUUCGGAAGUGGCUCAACUGGUACGGGAAGCGAUGCGGAGAGUAUCGUUUAAUGAAGGGUGAUUUUUUAGCCGAUGAACAUCGAGAGAGUAUUACCGGAGCCACAAUCGUGUUUGUAAAUAAUUUUGCGUUCGGUCCAAAUGUAGAUCAUCAGUUGAAAGAAAGAUUUGCCGACUUGCGAGAUGGUGCACGCAUCGUUUCGUCCAAGUCCUUCUGUCCCUUGAACUUCAGGAUAACCGACAGAAAUCUCAGCGAUAUAGGAACGAUAAUGCAUGUAUCCGAAAUGUCUCCGCUGAAAGGGUCAGUUUCCUGGACAGGCAAACCUGUUUCUUACUAUCUGCACGUGAUUGACCGAACGAAGCUCGAGCGCUACUUUCAUCGCUUGAAGAAUAACAAGCAGGGGGCGCUAGAUGCUGAAAAUAAUGAUUCUGUGAUAAAUAUCACUGCCAGCCAUAGUAGUAGGACUUCUACUCGAAGUGAAAGAGGUGAUAGGGCGAAAAGGGAUUUAUCAAGACAGUUGGAUAACAGUCCCAAUAAUUCCGAGCAGCAAGGCACCAAUAGUGAUUCCGAUGCGGACGACGGAUCCAUGAAAACACGUCGCCAACCGAACAAAUUACGUAGGAAAUUGAGUCGUAAAGCAGCAGCAGCAAAUGGAAUCACGAGACCAAAUACACGAGGUAGGCAAAAAGGAGCUCGUGGUGCUGCUGUCAAGAAAACUAAGCCGAAAAAGACGAUAAACAUCUCCGGACUUGACCUUCUUCAUAGUCAAACUCUUCUCAGUACAUCUCCGCAGGCCACGGGCAAAAAGCCACCUCCUGCUCCAGGUUGCGUUGACCAGCAGCUUUCUUCUAUUUCAAUUUCUCUCCAGACGAGUGCUAAUGCCGUGCACGAGGAACUCAGCAUUCCCGCGGCUCCAUCGGCAACUCCUUAUGCCCUGCAGAUUCUCCUUGACUUGUACAGGGACCAAUUUAUGGCGAUGCUUGACUCGAUGAGAACACCUACCUAUCGUGUAUCAGUGAACGCAGACAUCGCCAAAGAAAGAGAACGAAACUCGAAGCUUCAAUCAAGAGCAGCCCAGCUGGAGAAGCAGAUAAAGGUUUUAAUCGACGACAGUGUCGCUUUAUUAAAAGCUAGGAUGACCGAGCUAGGCAUCAAUGCCACUUCGCCCGGAGACCUUCUCGCCAAGGCCAAGGAAAUCGUACUCAGACACAAGCAGCUGCAAAACAAAGCCAGCAAACUUCAGGCCCAAGUCUCUAAUAUUGAAACAGAACAGGCGAAAGUCACUGCUCAACGUUAUCAAGAAUUGCAGGAGAAGUUCAGCAACGGGACUAGCAGCCCUUCCGCUCCUCCUCAACCUGUUACUCAAGACCACAUUCUAAAAGAAAUUUGCACCACUAUGUCCCAGAGAAAGAAACUUCACUCUCAAGUAUCAAAGUUGGAGCAGGAGUUGAACGUUUUGGAGAAAACGAGCUCAGACAAACAAUCAGCAUCGAUGGCUCAACAGCAAAGAGAUGCUGCAAAUGCCAAGCAUUUACAGAAUCAGUACAAUCAACAGCAGAAUGGGAAAAAUCCUCCUUCCCGAAAGAGCAGAGAUAGUCGUUCCAGAUCUCAAGACUGGCCCGAUGUUCCCGACAUCGGGAAAAUUCAGGAGAAUAAUCCUGAGAUUCUCGCGCAAAAGAUUCUCGAAACUGGAAGGCAGAUCGAGGCAGGAAGAAUGAUGAGCAAGCCAAGUACGAAUGCGGUUAAUAGCAAUAUUAAUAAUACGAGAGCCAGGUUGCCUCAAGCUACUCUCAGCUUUUCCUGUCCUUCUUCGUCGGCACCGACGCAGACGAGUAGUAAAGAGUCGACUAGUAGAAUCCAGGAACCACCGAGAGUCGCCAACUUCGAGGACAGGCUCAAGAGCAUCAUCACGAGUGUUUUGAACGAAGACCAGCAAAAUCGAAAUAAACAACAGCAGCAAAUUCAAAUGCAGCAGCUUCAACAGCAACACCAAGGAGAGCCGGAAAGGAAACGAAUGGCUUUGACACCGAAUGUUCCUGCUCCAGAUUAUACCCAGUUUGUUGACAUGGCGUUUCAGGUUUCACCUGCCAAAUUGGCUCUUCGCCGUCACCUUUCGCAGGAGCGCUUGACUCACAUGCCCCCAUCGGAGAGGUCAACGGUCGAUUCUAGACAGUCAAGUCACGACAGUCGAAUGGGUCCUGGAGGUGCUGGAUUGUUGGGUACGAGGACAAUCGGGGACUUAGUUAGUGGAGAAAUUGAGAGGACAUUGGAGAUUUCCAAUCAGACUAUAAUUAAUGCAGCUGUUGAUAUGAGCGUGAUGAUGAGACCGGAAGCUGUUUACUCGCCGAUUAGCAGACCUGCGAGUGCAGAAGGUGAUACCGGAUUGGCAACUUUGGCACAUGUGGCUAGUUAUGCACCUACUUCAACCUCGGGUUCGACUUCAACACCCACGACAACUUCUCGGUCUUCCGUGUUGUUCACUCCUACUACUCAACCACAAAGGUAUACGCCGGUGCAACUUCCACGAGCUGAUAUCAAGCCUUACCAUGAAUCGUACUUUUCUGAUAAUCCCACUCCACCCCACACGCAAUCACAUCCUAGUUCUUCUAUGCACUCGAAUCAGUCGUCUUCAAAUGGAGAUGGUUUACCCGUAGAAGGUCUUGCUGCUUCCCUACAUGCGAGAAUAAUCAACAAUCAAAAUAGCAGUAUGAAAAACGACCAGAAUUCUCCACAUAAUCGAAGGUACCAUCCAUACCCUGGUUACCCUAGUAGUAGCAACCAUAACAUCCCAACGACUUCCUAUUCACAACCGUCAACAACAGUAAAAUCUGAAACAGCGAUUUCAUCGGUCAGCACCAGUGGGGCACCUUUGAGUCCUCUUGUGGAACCACAUUCAAAUACUUCAACGCCUUUAGUCGAUGAACCCCACAUGAGCCAAAGACAACGAAAUGGGACCGGCGACGAUGAUGGUGAAGCGGAUUGGCAGGACCGAAUCAGCUCAGGGUUCGAUCGUCUCGUCGCUUUUGCGUCGACCGAAUUGGACAAGAGGAGGAGAUCUACCGAGGGAGUGAAUACAAGUCCAGAUAGUGGGUUGGGUUCCGAUAGUGUGGUUUUAGGACCACCGCCUGUGGUACCUUCGCCAGACGAAGCUCUCGGACCUCCACGAACUCCUUCUCCUCACAGUCCUCAUGGACCCAAUUCCGUCAACGGAAGCAGUAUGAACGGACCCACCGUCCCCCUAAAAUACCAGCGACAACCAGAUCCCGAAAGACAUCACUUCAAGAAGAAGUUUUUCCACCGGGACUGGAAUAAUGCUGGAAGCACCAGCAAAUUUCGCCCCAAGGGCAAAGACUGGGACUGGAAUCAGUCGGGACAGUGGCCUCCUCCCGAUGAACAACCGUAACCGAUAAACUGACCACAGAAACAGUAAAGUGUUCCGGGAACACUAGAAUUAGUCAAACUUAAGAAUAGGGUUCGAAAGUUGUAAUAAUUUGACGUGAAGGUUAAAAAUCCUUCGAUAACUAAAAACAUUUGUCACCUUAUUGCUCAGUACCACCUUUUUAAAAUAAUUUAAAAUGCAUGUGGAUCACAUGGUUUGAAUUUUUUAUAUCUACUAUUGUAUAUUAAGUUUAAUAUUUAUUGAUAACCUACACUUGUUGAUGUUGAAUUUAAUAUUUUUUUGAGGCAGGUACUUAACAGUUUUUUUUAGUUAUUAGAGUAACUGACUUUUGUUUGUUUCUAUUUUGUAUCUUCUAUUUGAGUUAGUUUGGAACACUGAUUUUUUAUUAAUCUUUUUAUAGCUACUUCUAAUUAUUAAUUUUUAAGUAAUACGCUGGAUUAUUUAAUGAGAUUUUAACUUUUUACUUUAUCAAACUUUAAUUUACAAGUUAAACCUUUUUAGAUUCUUAUUUAAAGCAGCUGUUAUCAACUUUUUUUUUAGGAAAGACUCAAAGUUAUUGAGAAUGAAAGACAAAAUUUUCAAUCUUGACUUCUUUGUGUAUAUAUUAUUUUCUACACUUUAAAUAUAUUAAUAUAUUAAUUACCAUUGACAAUAAAAUAACCCAAAACUGUAGCUAGUGAAACUGUAAAUACAUAAAAAGUUAAAUUUCCUGCGAUUAAAUACAAAAUUUUGAAGAAUCUUCAUGAUCUUUAUUAUAUUUCAUAAAAUGAUGUCUUUUAAUCUGGGGAUAAGAUGACAACGGACUCAAUAUCUAGGAUAGGUAUUGCAAUUUUUUUUUUAUAAUUUUGAACGCAAUUGAUAAAAGUACAUUUUCGAACCCUAUUCAAGUAGCAGUUUUUUUUCUUUCAAUUAAAAUUUAAUUAACGCCGUGCUUAAAUCUACCCUCUUGUAUACUUGUAUAAUAUUAUUAAUAGUGUUCUUCGAUUUAAGCACGGCCUUAAGAUUAAGACGGGACUGUAUCUUGACGUGCACCAUAUAGUUCAAAUUUCUUGAAUUUUAUAUGCAAACAAACACUCACAUUCAUCAACAAUACUACAUAGAAUCAUUGAGAGCACUGAUAGAUGAAGACCAUAACGCAAAGCUGCAUAUUUUUGUUGUAAAUGAGAGGUAGAACCCAUAAGUCGUACUGAUUAAACUUAGGUCUUAGGUUUAGUUUAACGGAUCAGUCGAUACGGAUUGAAUGAACAGCAAAAUUAAAUUUGGAAGUUAUGAUUUUUAGGUGGAAAUCAAUUUCCAAAUUAAAUUCGUUUUGAGACUAACUUCAUGUGUUCAAGUCUAACCGAUAACGAGUAUUCUUAGGUGUACUUUUAGUAAAUUAAUUUUUUUCUUCCCCAAGAGAACACCACGACUCACAGUGGUGCAAAUCUCGAAUUUAUUAUUCAAACAGCUUUCAAUUUAUAUUCAAUUUAAACGUUUUUUUUUUUAGGGUCAGAGAGCAUUCUUGUCUUUAGCCUAUUUUUUAUAAUGUCACAAAAUAGUGCAUUUUAUUUGAUUUUUAUUUAGUUUUUUUUUUUUUCUUAACUCUUAGCCCUUCUACAUAUUUUCAAUCAACUUGAAUUAGAACAUCAGGAUGCAAAGAAAGCAGCUAAUUUGAUUAUGAUACUAUAUAAAAUUGUUGAUACUAAAGAUUUAAAUUUUAUUAUAAAUAAUUUAAGUUUACAAUUAGAGCAGCAUUUUCAUCCUUUUUCGCAAAAAAAAAUUUUGUUUCCGCCAGAGAUGUUUCGAAGUACGCCACUGGAGGAAAUUAUUUACACUCCUGUUUUUUGACCUGUUGCUAAAGUGCGUUGUUUUUGACAAUAAAAACAUGACACUUUUUCUUUGUGAUAUCGCGAAAGAUAAUAAAUUUCUUUGCCUAGUAAGCCCAAGUUAAAGGCACAAUGUAAAUUUUAUAAAAACAUUGCAAAAAACGUAAAAUUCCGAUGUCUUUGAAAAAUUGGAAUAACUCUGGAAAUAAUUAGCAUUUUUUAAAGUUCUUGUGCUUAUUUUAAAUGUAAGUGUCCAUAGUAUUUUGCUAAAUUUUUAAGAUAUUUAUAGACAUUUUUCUCCUAGAUUCUGUCCUAGGGCUAAACUUGAUGCCAAAAAGUCGCAAAAUUUCCACAAUGUUAUCGUUUUGAAUUUUUGUAAAUCAUGUGAGUAUGAUUAUUUAAAGUUUGGCGACUUUUUACACCACGUUCGACCCUAAGGCAGAACCUAGAGAAAACAUUCUAAAAAUAUUUUCCUUUAAUGUCUUUUUAUAAAAUUGAUAUUUUCCCCUCAACUUAGGCUUAUUAGAUGCAGAGUUUGACUACCUUUUACAAUAUAAUGAUGAAAUUUGUUUAUGUUAGUAUAAAAAUGCAUGCACUUAGGAAACAGCUCAAGAAGUAGGCGUUUAGAUAAUUUCGGUCGGUACUGUAGCUUAUCCGACAUUCUGAAUAAAAAAAAAUGUCAUUGUCUAAAAUUUAACUCUUUUAUAAGUAAUUUAAAUAAACAAAUAUACCAUUUUGAUCCUCUCUGCUCAGAAAAAAUUCAUUGCCGUCUAAUAUGUAUAGAAUUACUUUCGCAGACAUAAUUAUCUCCAGAUAAUGGUUAAACCUUAAAAUUUAGGUUUGUUAUAAAUAAGUUAACUUAGCAAAGAGAAAAGUUUAAUCCUUUUUUCUCGGAAAAUAUUCUUUUACACCGUAUACGUAUCGAGAUAGCUUAACAAAAUGAUUAGAAUUAAGAAAAAUCUGGAUUUCAGUAACUCUGAAAAGCUAUUUUCAAUAUUUAAAUAUUAUAAUAGGUUCAAUAUUUUGUUACUUUGUAAGUAUCAUAAGCUACUUAGUUACAUAUUAGACAGACAAAAUUUUGUUUCACGAAAAAUUAUUAAAGUUCUAUAUUUGUUUAUUUAAAUUUUGUAUAAUAAAGAUAAUUGUUAAGUGUUGAAUUGAAUACUUUUUCAUUUUAAAAUAAAACCAGCCAAUUGGUCAAUAAUCAAAGGCUGUACUCUUCGAAUAGUAAAUUCGAUAUAAGCAUCACUGAGCGGCUCCCAAAUCAGUUUGUGAAUGUGACGUAUAGUAACGCUGUAAUAUUAAUCUCAGUGUCGGUUGUAAAAGACAAAAUUAGUGGAGAUGCGAGUUGACAAUUAAUGUAGAUCCAAGAAGUCAAUUUAUAGAUUUAAGCGUUGCAAAGUUCGAUAAAGCUUAUAAAAGCGCAUUUGUAUUUUAUUCAACAAUUUCAAAGCGUUUAAACGAAAAUUCGAGUUUCAGCGUUUCUAGGUCUAAACGGUUCCAAGUUAAACGCUUUUAAAUUAAAACGCUUUCAAGUCUAGAGUUCUUGAAGCGAGAAUAAUUGAGAAUUUUCGAACUCCAUUGAAAUCUGACCUUUUGGAUCUUCCUUUUUAUUUUGUAAAUAGACGAACAAAUUUGUGAAAUUUGUUUUAGGGAUGGGGCUGAUUACAAUUCGCAUCGCCUCUGUGAUUUGGGUCGAUUGAAUGUUGAAUGUGGCGUACGCGCGGGGGACUGAACGAAGAUCGGUACAAGAUACUACCAAACCUCUGUGUGUUCGUUGCGAAUUAAUGUUACGAGAUUUUGUAAGAAACGUCUUUUGUAUUUAGGAAAGAUUUCUACUCAAGUGUUCACUGUUGUUCAUGAAAGACGUAGCAACGGGCAAAAAUCGUACAGACAUUUGAGCUAGUUCAGAGAAAAAUGUUUAAGCUUAGCACGAAAAUCGACAAGAAAUGGGAUGUCGGGUAUUUUAGGAACGGUGUCGAAAUUUUGGAACGUACUUGAUAUUUUGGUAUUAUCGAUGUUGUCGGGAAUGCGUUGAUUUUUUCUAACCUCAUUUCUUUACUUUCUUUUCCGAAAGUCGUUUACUUGCUUCAUACCAAAUUGUCGAUAUUAUUGGCAAUCGUCCAAGUAGCGAAUUUUUGUUCAGCAUUAUUCUAUUAUAAAUAUCGAUAUUUAUUUCGCCAGGGAAUGAACUUGUCGAGAAAUCGAAUUGAUCGGACGUGAACGGAAUAUCCAAAGUUUAAUUAAUUUAUCGCUGAUUAAGUAGGGCUUAAUUUUUGAGCGACGCGUUUUAUUGCAUGAGCAUAUAGAGAAGAAUGAAGAGAACGAGUCCUUGUCCGAAGAAAAUUCCCCUUUAAAAAGAUGUCAGAAUUUUAGUGAGUCGGAAAAUUGUACUCGUAAUGCAAUAACAAUGGUUGUCUUCUUGUAUAUGAUAUUUUUCUCGUGUUCGUCAUCUUUUUGAAGGGAAAUGUUUGUAAAACUUUUACCGAUAGGAUAAUAUUAAUGAUAAUACUUGGAGUGGCAAGUUUUGUGAGUAUAGGGAAUCAUUGUAAUAUAAUUAAUUAAAUCUUGUAAUUAGCUUUCGCAUUAAACGGCGAGAUCGAAUGAAACUUUUAUUAAGAAGUCGAAUACAGAGUCGUCAAUCAUGUUAAUGGUAUUUUAUUCUCACGAUCAAAACGAGUACCUACCUAUUGCCACUUUUCACUUUUUCACAAUCCAUUCAUCACUGCAAUGCUUUAGUUUCGUUGCAUUUAAGAUCAUUCUUCUCUGAUUCACAGGGCGUUUAUAUCAGCAUAUUUACCAGGGUGUCUUUUUCAAUACCCAUAGAGAUUGAAUGAACGUAUUUUGUAAUAUAAAUUUCCGUCUUUUGAUAAAAAGUCAUUGACAAGGAUUGUCGUAUUAAGUAGCAGUUUAACAUUUCUAUGAAACCAGGGAAAUUGUGGUAGUUUAAAUACUAAAUUGCAGAGAAAGGUUACGUUAUAAACCUGGUUUUAUUGUGUUAUAUGAUGAACUUGUUUUUGAGCGUUGAUUUUAUAAUUUAAAGAAUAAUCCGUAAAUUAUAUGAAUAAACAAAAAUAGUACCAUA